UAAAGGGGAACUAGAUGAGACAAAGUCGGUGAGUUCUUUCUUAAGUGAGUUGUAGCCUAAGCUAUUUCUUGGCCAAAUUUUUUCAAGAAAAAUUGUUCCCCAUUUCCCCAAAAACCUCUUCUUUAACCCCUUUUGUCCCCCUCUUUAUAUUUCUGCUACUGUUUGGAGGACGAUUCAUUUGUUCACUAUUUCCCUAAAUUGGGUUGCAUUGCAAGCCAUUGUGCCUUGUUUGCCUCUUUCCUCAACUGGAGGCAAUGUCGCAAGGCUACGCCAUUGAGCUCUACUUUGAUCCUGCAUUGGAAAACCAGGUCCUGAAGGCUUGGAAUGUAUUGGCUCGGCGCCAGAUUAGCACUCAGCUUAUUGAGAUUGAGUCUAGACCUCACAUUACCCUCUUCUCUAGUCCCUAUAUUGAUCCAUUGAAGCUUGAGAACGUUGUAAAGAGUUUUUCGUCCAAGCAAGAAUCUUUGCCUCUGUCCUUUGGUUCAAUUGGAAGCCUCCCAAAUGGCGACAACGUUCUGUUUCUUGCUCCAACUCCAACUUUGUCUCUCCUUCAGUUCCACUCACAGUUGUUUGAAGCAAUGAAAAAGGAGGGAAUUGAAAUUAGGGAGGAGCAUCGUCCUGAUACAUGGAUUCCUUAUUGCCCUGUAGCUGAAGAAGUUCCUAAAACACGUAUGGGCGAGGCAUUCACUGUUUUGAGGGAUCUGAAAUUACCUGUUGCUGGAUAUGCUAUGGAGAUUGCACUUGUCGAGUAUCCUCCAGUACGUGAAGUGUUUUCUUUUGUGCUUGGUAAUACAGUUGAACCAUGAGGCUUUAGACAUGUAAUUCUGUUGAUUUUAGCUUAGGUUUGUAUCUUUCGUUUCCUAUAUAGUUGCUUUUUAGAAACUAAUAUAGAUGGUUAAGAGUGCUAUGACAGUUGCUAAAUAAUCAUUUGCUUUGCUGAAAUAUUAGUGAUUCUAGUUCUUUUCUUUUGUACUUGCAAAUGAGAUUUUGAUCUCUUAUGUUAGUAUUUGUGAUAACAAGCUUAUUUUCCCCCCCUAUCAA
This is a messenger RNA of Nicotiana attenuata, 1041 nucleotides long. RefSeq lists its product as uncharacterized. The record is from RefSeq and is a predicted model, not a curated record. NCBI's taxonomy places the organism in Eukaryota, Viridiplantae, Streptophyta, Magnoliopsida, Solanales, Solanaceae. The transcript has 2 exons. Bases 255 to 806 code for a protein of 183 amino acids.